AUGGCCGCCGAGGUGCUCGUCGGGUCCGAGCGCCGCGUGCUCAUCAGCUCCCUCCCCGCGCCGCCGCCGCCCGACAGCCUGCUCGGCCGCCUCGACCAGAUCGACCUACGGCUGAGGCAGCUGGAGGAGGAGCGGCGGCCCUCCUCGGUCGCCGACGGCGACGGACCGCACCCGGCGCCGCGGCACCAGCACAGCAAGUCGAUGCCGUCGGCGCUCCAGCCGCAGGACGUGAGGGGCACGCUCAUGGACCGCCUCAACCUGCUCGAGUCGCGCAUCAGGCAGCUCAGCUGCGAGCUCGACCUCGACGGCUCCGGGAGCGGCAAGGUUCCCGCGUCGUCCCUCCCGAUGCCCAUGCCGAUGCCGCGCCCGGCCGAGGACUGCGCGUGGUCCGAGCCGCCGCUGCCCGAGCCCAUGCGCGCGCGCACCGCGGCCGCGGCCGCCGCGGGCGGCGGCGCCGGGGCCAGCUGGAGCGCCGUGCAGAUCCUGCAGAGGGGCGCCCGCCAGCUCAACCGCAACAAGCCCAUCCACCCAGCCAAGGUGAAGAAGCUGAAGGAGGCCAAGUGCGCGUGCGAGGAGGAGAAGAGGAAGGCGGAGCGCGGCGGCCGGCCAUCGGCUGGCCGGAGGUGGUUCACCGUCGGGUGCUAGUUUGCUCAUCAAUGGACGGAUGACCUCGCGCAUUUGAGCCCUACUUGAUGAAUUAGAAUGUGUCAUUGCUCUUUCCCCCUCUGUUUUUUAGUUGCUCUGUUUUGUUUUCAGUUAUAAGUAUAUAUAUAUAUAUAUAUGUAUCGAUCGAUUUGUAGUAUUUUGUAAGCGUGUGUAGUGCCCAUAUACUAUAUGUUUGCCUUGAGAGAGUGCUGAUUAUUUACAAC
Molecule: messenger RNA, 869 nt
Organism: Hordeum vulgare subsp. vulgare (domesticated barley)
Lineage: Eukaryota; Viridiplantae; Streptophyta; Magnoliopsida; Poales; Poaceae
Exons: 3
Coding region: 1-645 (214 amino acids)
Source: RefSeq, a predicted model, not a curated record